GCCCACCUCCCGGCGCUGAGAGCCUCCGGGUGUAGGUGUCCCGCGCAGAGCGGGUGGAACCGCCUUCCUGCCUCCAGGGGGCAGCGGCCGCGCUCUGGUCCCUUCGUGGACAGCUCGGCGCCCGCGCCGCUCUUCCUGUCGCUGGGAGUGGCGGGCCGACCAGCGGGCGGCCCGGGCCGGCGGUCGCCAUUCCCGUGUCGCUGCGCCCGCGGGGGCCGCCCGAGCCCGCCACGAUGCCACUGGGCCUGAAGCCUACCUGCAGCGUCUGCAAGACCACGUCGUCCUCUAUGUGGAAGAAGGGCCCGCAAGGGGAGAUCCUCUGCCACCACUGCACGGGCCGGGGCGGCGCGGGCGGCGGGGGCGCCGGCACAGGGGCGACUGGCGGGACUGGGUGCAGCAGUGGCGGUGGCGGCUUCGGCGCGGCGACCUUCGCUAGCACCUCUGCUGCCCCUCCGCAGAGCAACGGGGGCGGGGGCGGCAAGCAGAGUAAGCAGGAAAUUCACAGGAGGUCUGCUCGUCUGAGAAACACUAAAUACAAAUCUGCUCCAGCUGCUGAAAAGAAAGUUUCCACCAAAGGAAAAGGGAGAAGACAUAUUUUUAAAUUAAAAAAUCCCAUCAAAGCUCCUGAGUCUGUUUCCACUAUAAUCACUGCAGAAUCGAUCUUCUACAAGGGAGUCUAUUACCAAAUUGGAGACGUUGUUUCUGUGAUUGAUGAACAAGAUGGAAAGCCCUACUAUGCUCAGAUCAGGGGCUUCAUCCAGGACCAGUAUUGCGAGAAGAGUGCCGCACUGACGUGGCUCAUUCCCACCCUUUCUAGCCCCCGGGGCCAGUUUGAUCCUGCAUCCUACAUCAUCGGUGAGUAUGACAAGUGGCACAGGACCAGAGGAGGAUCUUCCAAGGAAGAUGGAAUACUUGGAAUUUGUGUGUCACGCACCUUCUGAAUAUUUCAAGUCACGUUCAUCACCAUUUCCCACGGUUCCAACCAGACCAGAGAAGGGCUAUAUAUGGACUCAUGUUGGACCCACUCCUGCAAUCACUAUUAAGGAAACAGUUGCCAACCAUUUGUAGUUUAGAAAGUAAAACUUAUUUCCAGUUAUCUUGGAUUCAUAGUACUCUAAGACUUGCCACAUAUUUCUUUCAUGAAAUUCCUAGAUGGAAAGAAGACUAAGAAGUUUUUCCCUACUACCCAGUAACCAGUAGCUUAUUUAUUACUAGUCACUUGGAAAGUAAAAAGGGAUAACAAGGAAUUAAAUUACAGGCAAAGGCUAUAAUUUCCAGGGAGACCAUUAGGAACGGUGGUAUCUAUUUUUCUCCAUGGAUUGUAUUUCUCUAAAUGGAUUGUAUUUUUCUACAAGAACAAAAUGGUAAUUAAGGUUUAGAUUUCUAAGGACUUAAUCAAAUAAAAUAUAGCUAUGACCAACUGUAUCUAUCACAAAGUUACACAAGCUUUAUUUUCUCAUCUAGAAAAUACUAGGUAUACUCUUGGCCACUUAAACCUUAAAGAAACUGAUAGGUGGAUGAUUGUAUUAGCCUGGGCUUUUUAAAACUUUAUUCUGCAGCAAACAGAUUCAGAAGUAUUUUGUUGAUCUUAACAGAGCUGCUCAUUCUUCAUUGUUUUUACCUCCCUUUCUCAAACUGAGGUUUCCAAUCAAACAAUAAAAUUUUGUAGAGCAGACAGUGAACUUCAUGAAAAACACAUAGGAGACACCUAGUGUUCAGGCAUCCCACUUGGUAGUUUCUUGACUACCAUUAGAACAACCUUUUGGCAGUCAUAAAAAUGAUUAAUGGGCCAUAAGCAUUUAAUAUCUUCAAAAAGUCUACCAUCUGCUAUAGAGUCAUAGUAACAGGCCUAAAACAAAGUCUUAGACUUAGAAGCCCUGUUUUCUAUGAAAUUGUCCAGAAUUCAGCUGUAAGUUUUACUUCAAAUGCAGGUCAGCUAAGUAAGGGGACAACAAUGUGAAAAUGGGAAGAAGUGGGGACCAUACACUCGUGCCUCCAAUUCUGUCGUGACUUAACCAGCAUUUUUCAACUCCAGGAAAAUUUGUCAGAAUCUUAUUUAAUCAUAGUGAUUUUGAGUUGUAGCAGUUUUACCUGUUCACAUUUUUCUACACAGUGAUGGUUUGUAUGUUAGAAGCAAGCAACUGUAGAUAGCUCUAUGUACAUAGUUAUCUCUACAAAAGUUACAGUAAAAUUUGUUGUAAAUACUAUUGUAAAUAGCUAAGUGCCAAUAUUCAAACUUUUGGAUUAAAAUGUAUUUUUCAUAUUGUA
Leopardus geoffroyi (Geoffroy's cat) is the source of this 2268-nucleotide messenger RNA. RefSeq names its product GATA zinc finger domain containing 1 (gene GATAD1). Gene Ontology annotation, biological process: chromatin organization; regulation of DNA-templated transcription. Gene Ontology annotation, cellular component: nucleus. NCBI's taxonomy places the organism in Eukaryota, Metazoa, Chordata, Mammalia, Carnivora, Felidae. The record is from RefSeq and is a predicted model, not a curated record. The transcript is spliced from 5 exons. Bases 234 to 941 code for a protein of 235 amino acids. Gene Ontology annotation, molecular function: zinc ion binding; sequence-specific DNA binding.